AUGCCAAACAACGACAACACUGGAGCCACCGGGGCCACCAAAUUCGUCACCUCCACGCUCGGCAACACCGUCGGCGGCCUCUCGCGCACCGCCGGAAAUGUAACCGGCGCAGCUUCGCGCGGCGUCGGCGACACCAUCAACAGCGCAACGGGCAGCGCCGGCCGACCCGUGGGCGAUGCGCUAGUUUUCAAUACAACGCUGCAUGACUGUCCGGAUUAG
Molecule: messenger RNA, 219 nt
Organism: Talaromyces atroroseus
Lineage: Eukaryota; Fungi; Ascomycota; Eurotiomycetes; Eurotiales; Trichocomaceae
Exons: 2
Coding region: 1-219 (72 amino acids)
Source: RefSeq, a predicted model, not a curated record